UGUUUGUCAAACUCACUGCCCCCGCCAAGACAUCUAUCCAUUUCAAGACCUCUUAAUCGCAUUCCGAAACCGCGCGCUGUACGACUUCACCAAGCACAAUCCAACAUGGCGAUCCAGAUCCUCUCUGACUUGCACCUGGAGGCCCCCAAAGCAUACGAUGUGUUCGAUAUUGAGCCUAAGGCGCCACACCUCGCCCUGCUCGGCGACAUUGGGAAAGUCGCGGCACAUAAACCCGACUUCCUCGGGUUUCUGACUCGACAACUACAGCGGUUUCGAACUGUGAUCUUCAUCCCCGGCAAUCACGAAGCAUAUGGUUCCAACUGGCCCGAGACCAUUGAUAUCCUUCAGGCUUUUCAAGAGGACUCAAAGGCACGCAAGAAUACGUCGCUAGGCGAUUUUGUCCUGCUCGACCGUGGCGUCCUGCGGCUCCCAGACACCAACGCGGUGAUUCUAGGUUGCAGCCUCUUUUCUUGCGUUCCAACUGAGAGCCACAUGGCGGUCAGUAUGGGCCUCAACGACUUCUUCCAGACGGACAAGUGGGACGUGGAAGCGCACAACGACAUGCACAAACGGGACCUGUCCUGGCUCAAUGCACAGGUCACCGACCUCGAAGAUUCCGACGCCAACAUCAUCAUUUUUUCGCACUGGAGCCCAACUUUAGAUGCUCGUGCGACUGAGCCAAGACACGCCGGUAGCCGGAUCAGGAGUGCCUUCUCAACCGACCUAUCCAAGGAGAAGUGCUUCAGGAGCGGCAGAGUCAAGCUUUGGGCUUUUGGACAUACGCAUUACAACUGCGAUUUCGUAGUUGACCGGGAGGACGGAGCCGGCCCGUUGAGGUUGGUGGCGAACCAGAGGGGUUAUUACUUUUCUCAGAGUGAGGGUUUUGACAGUGAUAAGACGGUUGAGGUAUGAAAAGAAAAGAUGGGUUAUCUCGAAACUCGAGCAUGGUUGUUCACCAGCGAGCCAACCUGCCUGCUUACUUUACCGAGUUACCUACCGAGUGCACUCUGAAACGUUGUUAAUUGGAGGAAACCAAGAAUAAAAAAAGAUGAAAAAUAAAAAAGAAACGAAAAAAGAUAGUUAUAUCCGUAGGCUGCCUCCGAAAAGUUGCUUUGGAUCAGAACCGUGAACGGCGGUCCAGUGCCCAUCCUCAUGGUUGCGCAAUCUGCCG
Molecule: messenger RNA, 1171 nt
Organism: Chaetomium fimeti
Lineage: Eukaryota; Fungi; Ascomycota; Sordariomycetes; Sordariales; Chaetomiaceae
Product: Metallo-dependent phosphatase-like protein
Exons: 1
Coding region: 106-912 (268 amino acids)
Molecular function (GO): hydrolase activity
Source: RefSeq, a predicted model, not a curated record